Molecule: messenger RNA, 936 nt
Organism: Penicillium griseofulvum
Lineage: Eukaryota; Fungi; Ascomycota; Eurotiomycetes; Eurotiales; Aspergillaceae
Exons: 2
Coding region: 1-936 (311 amino acids)
Source: RefSeq, a predicted model, not a curated record
AUGCUCCCCGUGCAGUCACACCCUACCGAAAAUACUGUGCCUAGUGCAUCAGCAAAAAGGUCUCCUCCAGCAGCCGAUAGCAGCAACAAUGAGGAUCUCUUCGUGUGGGAUUCUCAUCAGGACUUCGCAAUUCAGACGGAGCAGCACAGCUUCGACUUGCAAGACUCAGACCAGCCGCUAAAGUUUCCAAAUGUCUUGAAUGGCGCUCUCCUUGACAUACACCAACCCACCUUUCCCAACUUUACCAAUCAAACCAGCCGUUCCUUUAUAAAUAUGCAGUCCGAAGACUUACCAGACGUUACUUCACCAUCACCUUCGGGCAUGCAAACUUCCGUGUCGUCAACAACUUCCCAACAGCCAUCUGACCGUAGCGACCCUCUGAGCGCGACAUCCAAAGGCACCAGAUUUGUUAGCUUGUUAGAACAUUGUGCGAGACUUCAGCGUCAUAUCAUGACGAUGGAAGAGGAUGGUUCCACGAUCUCCGACAAGGGUACAUUAUCAAUGUCGAAGAAAAUCGGAAUAUCAAAUGGUCCAUUACGGGAGAUGUUAGAAGACAUCGACGUUAGCUGCAAGCUCAUGUUUGAGAUGUGUGACGAAGGAACUUCGUCCAAGUCCACUUCAGCGCAGGUCAACUCUCCUCCGGAUUCGGCAUCCAUAUCUCUUAUAACAACUGUUGCCUUUAAAGUUUUUCAAAUCUGCGAUAUCUUGUUUAAUGGCCAAGGCCUGAAAAUUCAUACUAUUAAGGAUGUGCUUCUACAAAAGCGCCUCGACUUUAACAUCACUCAGGCGGGGAUUGUGACAUCUCGAAUCGAGCACUUGACCCGGGAUAACAGGCAAAUUUCGCAGGAACUAUUAAGAAAAGCUGUGCAUAUUGAGGAAAGAUUUACUAGCCAGCGUGGGGGCAGCUUUACGGACAUGGGAAAAUUUCGUUCAUAG